Messenger RNA from Habropoda laboriosa, 1191 nucleotides. RefSeq lists its product as uncharacterized. The record is from RefSeq and is a predicted model, not a curated record. Gene Ontology annotation, cellular component: extracellular region. Gene Ontology annotation, molecular function: chitin binding. NCBI's taxonomy places the organism in Eukaryota, Metazoa, Arthropoda, Insecta, Hymenoptera, Apidae. The coding region runs from base 1 to 1191 and encodes 396 amino acids. The transcript is spliced from 3 exons.
AUGAAAGGUCUCUACUUAUUAUCGCUGAUUGCCGUUAUCACGGUAACUGCAAGUGCUGCAGAAACCACGGCCAAUCCCUGUAUCCUUGUAGAAGGAUGUCCAUCGGAGAACAGUCUUAACAAGACCAUUCAUGUUCCUUACGAGGAUAAUUGUCACAAAUUUUACAAAUGCAACGCUCGAUGUGGAUAUCUGAUGGAGUGUCCACUGAUACCAGGUACCACUGAGCGAUUGGUCUUCAAUCCAACUGCACAAGUUUGCGAUUGGCCCGGCAGCGUGCCAGACGUAAAGUGCUCUGCUUCUGAACCAUGUGUAGCACCUACACAAAUUCAGGACUGUACAUUUUUUAAACCAUGCACAGCAGGCCUUUUCGAAAAGAUGGCUCACGACACCGAUUGUCACAACUUUUAUCUGUGCACCGACGGACAAAAGAUGCCUGUAACUUGUCCGAACGACGAGAUUUUCAAUGCGGAGAAAAAACAGUGCGAGAAGGCUAAAUGUGGAUCACAGUGCUACAUAACUGAUUUCUACGCAUUAUCGUUAAUUGCCGCUGUCGCGGUAACGGCACGUGCUGCACAAGGUCUGGGCAAGUUCUGCGUCCCGGUACCAGAGUGCCCAUUGGAGAACCACAAGAACUAUACCAUUCACGUGGCUGAUCCGUCUGAUUGUCACAAAUUUUACAAAUGCGACAGUGGAUGCGGCUACUUGUUCGAUUGUCCACUCGCAGAAAUGCACCCCUCUGUACGUCUGGUCUUUAAUCCAAUAUUACAAGUCUGUGAUUGGCCUGAAAACGUGCCACCAGGAACGUGCUCUGGUACUACACCACCUUCACCAACACCAUCUUCGUCUACACCACCUUCACCAACACCAUCUUCGUCUACACCACCUUCACCAACACCAUCUUCGUCUACACCACCUUCACCAACACCAUCUUCGUCUACACCACCUUCACCAACACCAUCUUCAUCAAUACCUCCUUGGGAAAAUAGAAACUGUAAUAUACCUAAAGAAUGCCCAAAGAGAGGUAACACAUAUAUUGCUCAUGAAAGCGAUUGCCGGCGAUAUUACAGUUGUCAGAAUGGAGUGAAGAGUCGUAUAAGUAGCUCUUGUCUAAACGGUCAUAUUUUCAAUGCGAUCAUAUCAGCAUGUGACGAAAUUGCAAAUACCGAGUGCUGCGUAACCGGCUUUUAUUAG